AUGGGUGAUAACAUCAAGCGCAAUCCUCACCCGGACUUUAAGGGCGUUGAGGCUUCUCGUCCCGAGUUUGACACUGCCUCCCAGUUCCGUUACACCAAGACUGUCGAUGCAGACUGGGCUUUUGGUGAGGGUGCCAACAAGCUCGGAAAGGAUGCCGAUAAGAAGCACGUCACUAUAGAUCCCCACGAGGAGGGUCGUCCUGCGGGCUUCAACUACAAGUUUCUCAUCUCAUCCAUCGUGCCCCGUCCCAUUGCCUUUGUGAGUAGUCAAGCACCCGACGGCACUCACAAGAACUUGGCGCCCUUUAGCUACUUCAACAUGAUGGCUCACGACCCGCCCAUGUUCGUCGUUGGCUUCUCAUCCAGUCUCGAAGCCGCCAAGGACUCGCUGCGCAACGUCGUUGAUUCUGGCGAGUGUGUCAUCAACAUCAUCUCUGAGCACUUUGUCGAGGCCGCCAACUCAUGCAGUGUGAAUGCCCCGUACGGCGUAUCUGAGUGGGACAUCUCGGGUCUCACACCCUCAUACGACUGCGAGACUGUCAAGUGUGCCCGUGUGCGCGAGGCCAUUGUCAGCAUCGAGUGCAAGCUCGACAUGAUCAAGGAGUUCGACAGCAAGGCACGACCGGGCAACAAGUCGGGCGUUAUGGCUGUUUUCGAGGGCACACGCUUCUGGGUCCGUGAAGAUGCGCUAAACGAGGAGAAGAACUUGGUUGAUCCUGGUGUCUUGAGGCCGAUUAGCAGAUUGGGAGGAAUCACAUAUGGAAGAGUCACUGAAGCGUUCGAGCUUGUCAGAACGGAUUACGAAAAGGAUGUUGGUGGUGAAGCUGGAGUUGAGAAGAUCCAAAAAGAGCACAAGAACUAG
Molecule: messenger RNA, 861 nt
Organism: Fusarium graminearum PH-1
Lineage: Eukaryota; Fungi; Ascomycota; Sordariomycetes; Hypocreales; Nectriaceae
Exons: 1
Coding region: 1-861 (286 amino acids)
Molecular function (GO): FMN binding
Source: RefSeq, a predicted model, not a curated record